AUGCCAUUCUACGGGCGUGCCCAGGGUUAUGUCAGUUGUUCUGAGGUCCUGGGCGAUUCCCCCUCCCCACCCACGGCUAUGUUCAUCACUGCCGCUGCACCCAAGAACACCUGCUGCCCCCACAGUGGGGCUGCCCCCAUAGAAACCAACAUUCCAUCGGUUGGACCCUUGCCCUCAGCCAGCCACCCAAGACUCGAUGCUCAGGUCGCCAUGGAUCGGAUGAAGAAGAUCAAACGGCAGCUGUCGAUGACACUCCGAGGGGGCCGAAGUGUAGACAAGACCAACAGUGCCCCUGAACAGAUCGGCCUGGACGAGAGUGGCGGUGGAGGUAGCAGUGACCUUGGCGAGGCCCCCACCCGCGCUGCCCCAGGGGAACCUUGCUCCGGGCGGGGACUGCUCAGCUCUGCGCCAGAGAUUGUGCACGAGGACUUGAAGAUGGGGUCUGACUUGAAGAUGGGGUCCGAUGGGGAAAGCGACCAGGCUUCAGCCACAUCCUCAGAUGAGGUGCAGUCACCAGUGAGGGUGCGCAUGCGCAACCAUCCUCCUCGCAAGAUCUCCACUGAGGACAUCAACAAGCGCCUCUCACUCCCGGCGGACAUCCGGCUGCCCGAGGGCUACCUUGAGAAGCUGACCCUCAAUAGCCCCAUCUUUGACAAGCCCCUCAGCCGCCGCCUCCGCCGUGUCAGCUUGUCUGAGAUUGGUUUUGGGAAACUGGAGACCUACAUCAAGCUGGACAAGCUGGGAGAGGGCACCUAUGCCACCGUUUACAAAGGCAAAAGCAAGCUCACAGACAACCUCGUGGCGCUCAAGGAGAUCAGACUGGAGCAUGAAGAGGGCGCGCCCUGCACCGCCAUCCGAGAAGUGUCCCUGCUUAAGGACCUCAAACAUGCCAACAUCGUCACGCUCCAUGACAUUAUCCACACGGAGAAGUCCCUCACCCUUGUCUUCGAGUACCUGGACAAGGACCUGAAGCAGUACCUGGAUGACUGUGGGAACAUCAUCAACAUGCACAACGUGAAACUGUUCCUGUUCCAGCUGCUCCGCGGCCUGGCCUACUGCCACCGGCAGAAGGUGCUACACCGAGACCUCAAGCCCCAGAACUUACUCAUCAACGAGAGAGGAGAGCUCAAACUGGCUGAUUUUGGUCUGGCCCGGGCCAAGUCAAUUCCAACGAAGACCUACUCCAACGAGGUGGUGACCCUGUGGUACCGGCCCCCCGACAUCCUGCUCGGGUCCACAGACUACUCCACCCAGAUUGACAUGUGGGGCGUGGGCUGCAUAUUCUACGAGAUGGCCACAGGCCGCCCCCUCUUCCCAGGCUCCACUGUGGAGGAGCAGCUGCACUUCAUCUUCCGCAUCUUGGGAACUCCAACCGAGGAGACCUGGCCGGGCAUCCAAUCCAAUGAAGAGUUCAAGACACACAACUACCCCAAGUACCGUGCCGAGGCCCUUCUGAGCCAUGCGCCACGACUUGAUAGCGAUGGGGCUGAUCUCCUCACCAAGCUGCUGCAGUUUGAAGGUCGCAAUCGGAUCUCUGCAGACGAUGCCAUGAAACACCCGUUCUUCCUCAGUCUGGGGGAGCGAAUCCACAAACUUCCUGACACUACUUCCAUAUUUGCACUAAAGGAGAUCCAGCUACAAAAGGAGGCCAACCUUCGCUCUUCGUCGAUGCCUGACUCAGUAGCCGGCGGACAGCAUGGCCGCGCCAGCCUCCCACACUGA
Messenger RNA from Pipistrellus nathusii (Nathusius's pipistrelle), 1722 nucleotides. The record is from the annotation of a GenBank genome assembly. Lineage: Eukaryota; Metazoa; Chordata; Mammalia; Chiroptera; Vespertilionidae.